AUGGCUGAACCCAUCUCGGUCUCGGCAUCCUCCGAUGAUACUCCAAUCCAACGUGAAAAACGGAUUUGGUACCGCACGACUCUUUUCAAUGCCUUUAUUAUUGGCGGUGUGGGAUUUUUGGCGCCGGGAUUAUGGAAUGCGAUGAAUUCUUUGGGUGCUGGUGGUGCGGAAUCACCAUUCCUGAUUAACGCGGCCAAUGCCCUGGUUUUCGGUCUUAUGGGAUUUCUGUGUAUCUUUGGUGGACCAAUUGCGAAUCGGAUUGGAAUGAACUGGACUUUACUUCUUGGUGCAGUUGGAUAUCCCAUCUACUCGGCUGCGUUGUAUACCAACAACCGAUAUGGAAAUGUUUGGUUUGUGCUAGUUGGUGCAGUCGCCUGUGGUCUAUCUGCGGGUCUUUUCUGGGCCUCUGAAGGUGCCGUGGCACUUGGCUACCCUGAGCCUGCCAAGAGAGGCCAAUAUAUGAACAUUUGGCUUUGGUUCCGAACAGGUGGUCCUCUUGUUGGCAGUGCUAUUGUGCUUGGACUCAACCACUCUGCUGUUUUCAAGAAGAAAGGAAAAGUCGGAUCUGAAACCUACCUGAUCUUUGUCUCCUUGCAAUGUCUUGCUAUCCCUUUUGCAAUUUUUCUCACUCGGCCUGAGAAGGUCCAGCGUAGCGAUGGCAGUGUCGUGAAAGUCGUCAAGCAGGACUCAUGGCGAGCUGAAAUGGUUGAGCUCUGGAAGGUUACUCGUCGCAAGGAUCUCCUUCUCUUGUUGCCUGUCUUCUGGGCUGCCUACUUUAACCAGUACACCGGCAACUUUGAGACUUAUUACUUCGGAGUUCGCGCACGUGCCUUGAUUGGACUGGUCUCUUACAUUGCCGGUCUUCUCUCUUCUUGGAUUAUCAGCAGAUUCUUGGAUUAUCAAAAGAUGCCGGUCAAGGCUAGAAUCACCUACAGUUUCUACUAUGUGAUUGUGCUUCACAUCAUUGCCUGGGUGUAUGGCUGGGUCGUGCAAGAGCAAUACACGGCAAACCCACCUUCACUCGAUUGGGCAGACAAAGGCUACGUCAAGGGCAUGUUCGUGAUUAUUCUUUGGCAAUUCUCUCAACAAUCCUUGCAAAAUUGGCUUUACUACCUGCUCUCAACAAUGACCGACAACAUCUCGGAACUAUCUCGUCUUUCUGGUAUCCUGCGUGGCCAAGAGAGCUUUGCUCAAGCCGUGUCCUUCGGACUCAACACUCGGGAUUGGUAUGGAGGAAGAGUUCCUCUUGCAGUCAACACAAUCUUGCUAGGUCUUGCCGUUGUGCCAACGUGGUUGGUCGUUAAUAGCCACACCCCUAUUGAGCACAGUAGGAACGACGAACUGAACAACGAAAGCAAGGAUGAAGAGAAGGCCACCCUUGAAAGCAGCAGUUUGAAGGCAAAGGAAAUCAUCGUUGCCGGAAAGGCGGUGGAGACAGAAUGA
Penicillium odoratum is the source of this 1443-nucleotide messenger RNA. RefSeq lists its product as uncharacterized. Gene Ontology annotation, molecular function: transmembrane transporter activity. Lineage: Eukaryota; Fungi; Ascomycota; Eurotiomycetes; Eurotiales; Aspergillaceae. The coding region runs from base 1 to 1443 and encodes 480 amino acids. The transcript has 15 exons. Gene Ontology annotation, biological process: transmembrane transport. The record is from RefSeq and is a predicted model, not a curated record.